Molecule: messenger RNA, 1353 nt
Organism: Acanthosepion pharaonis
Lineage: Eukaryota; Metazoa; Mollusca; Cephalopoda; Sepiida; Sepiidae
Source: the annotation of a GenBank genome assembly
AUGACUUCCUUUCUUUUCUUUAGCUUUGUUUUCUUUACUCUUCUUUCUUUCCUUCCCUCUUCCCUCCUUCCUUCCCUCCCUCCCUCUUCCUUCCUUCGCUCCCUCUUCCUUCUUUCCCUCUCUCUUCCUUCCUUCCUUCCCUCCCUCUUCCUUCCUUCUUCGCAUAUUCUUUCUUCUUUUCUUCUUCUCUUUUUCUCUUCUUUACUUUUUCUUCUUUACUUUUGUCUUUAUUUUCUUUUUUCUUUGUUUUUCUUCGUUAUCUUUUUUCUGACUUCUUAUCCGUUUUCUUUCUUUAAAUGCUUCAUUUCUCCCAUCUUCUUAGCUUUCCUUUUUAAUUUAUUUUCUUUCUUCUUCUCUUUCAUUCCCGUUUUCUUCUCUGCUUUCCUUUUUUCUUUGUUUUCUCUUGUUUCUUUGCUUUUUUUUCUCUUCCCUUGUUUCUUUGCUUUUUUCUCUUCUCUUGUUUCUUUGCUUUUUUUCUCUUGUUUCUUUGCUUUUUUUCUCUUCUCUUGUUUCUUUGCUUUUUUCUCUUGUUUCUUUGCUUUUUUCUCUUCUCUUGUUUCUUUGCUUUUUUCUCUUGUUUCUUUGCUUUUUUUCUCUUCUCUUGUUUCUUUGCUUUUUUCUCUUCCCUUGUUUCUUUGCUUUUUUCUCUUGUUUCUUUGCUUUUUUCUCUUGUUUCUUUGCUUUUUUCUCUUGUUUCUUUGCUUUUUUCUCUUCUCUUGUUUUUUGCUUUUUUCUCUUCCCUUGUUUCUUUGCUUUUUUCUCUUGUUUCUUUGCUUUUUUCUCUUGUUUCUUUGCUUUUUUUCUCUUGUUUCUUUGCUUUUUUCUCUUCUCUUGUUUCUUUGCUUUUUUUCUCUUCUCUUGUUUCUUUGCUUUUUUCUCUUCCCUUGUUUCUUUGCUUUUUUCUCUUGUUUCUUUGCUUUUUUCUCUUGUUUCUUUGCUUUUUUCUCUUCUCUUGUUUUUUGCUUUUUUCUCUUCCCUUGUUUCUUUGCUUUUUUCUCUUGUUUCUUUGCUUUUUUCUCUUGUUUCUUUGCUUUUUCUCUUCUCUUGCUUCUUUGCUUUUUUCUCUCGUUUCUUUGCUUUUCUUUUCUCUUGUUUCUUUGCUUUUUCUUUCCUCUUCUUUCUUUCGCUUUUUCUUUCAUGUUCUCCUUUCAUUUUUAUGCAUUUUUCUUUUAUUUCUUUCCUCAAUUUUCUCUUCUUUUCGUUAUUUUUCUCUUCCUUUCGUUAUUUUUCUCUUUUACCUCUAGUUUAUACUUAUGUUCAUUUUAUUUAUUUUCUUCUUUUCCGCUAUUUCUUUCCUCCCCUUUUCCUUUUCUGUUUUUGUUGCAGUUCCUAGCUUCGUUUCUGUGCUUAUAG